AUGGAGCCUAACGUUGCUGAAUCACUAGAAAAGAAGUACAAACCCGAGGACAGAAAUUUAGUUGAUAUUGCGAGAAAGAUUCGUAACGCUAAAGGAGAAGUCUCAUUCAAGGAUUCGGAGUAUGUCAGCUGGAACAACACCGAGCCGGUGAUCAUUAGAGGUUCGGAGAUAUUGAAGAUUGUCAUACGAGGUCGUAUCGCUAUUCACUUAGAAUAA
Messenger RNA from Botrytis byssoidea, 216 nucleotides. RefSeq lists its product as uncharacterized. Bases 1 to 216 code for a protein of 71 amino acids. NCBI's taxonomy places the organism in Eukaryota, Fungi, Ascomycota, Leotiomycetes, Helotiales, Sclerotiniaceae. The record is from RefSeq and is a predicted model, not a curated record. The transcript is spliced from 2 exons.